GUACUGAAAUGUUUGUUUCAACUGCGUUCACAGGCUAAAGAGUGCAAUGGCGUCAAGGCUCCAAUUGAUACAAGUAAACCCAACCCUAAUGAGGUGGAAUUUGAUAACCUAUAUUUGGAUAUGAAUGGCAUAAUUCACCCUUGUACACAUCCAGAAGACAAGCCAGCACCCAAAAAUGAAGAUGAAAUGAUGGUUGCGAUUUUUGAGUAUAUUGACAGGAUCUUCAACAUUGUAAGACCAAGACGACUUCUUUACAUGGCUAUAGAUGGAGUAGCUCCACGUGCAAAAAUGAAUCAACAGCGGUCGAGAAGAUUCAGAGCAUCAAAGGAGGGCAUGGAAGCUGCUGAAGAGAAGCAAAAGAUAAGACAAGAAAUUCUGGCAAAAGGUGGCAUUCUUCCUCCAGAAGAAGUGAAAGAGAGAUUUGACAGCAACUGUAUUACCCCAGGAACUGAGUUUAUGGACAAUCUGGCUAAAUGUCUCCGCUAUUACAUUGCUGACCGUUUGAACAGUGACCCAGGGUGGAAAAAUUUGACAGUUAUUUUGUCUGAUGCUAGUGCUCCUGGUGAAGGCGAACAUAAAAUCAUGGAUUACAUUAGAAGACAAAGAGCUCAACCAAACCAUGACCCAAACACUCAUCAUUGUCUCUGUGGGGCUGAUGCUGAUCUGAUUAUGCUUGGGUUAGCUACGCAUGAACCAAACUUCACUAUAAUUAGGGAAGAGUUUAAACCAAAUAAACCCAAGCCAUGUGCUCUUUGUAACCAGAUGGGUCAUGAGGUUAAGGAUUGCCAAGGUUUGCCCAGAGAAAAACAAGGCAAGCAUGACCAGUUUGCAGACAGUCUUCCUAUCGCUGAACAAGAAUUUAUCUUCAUCCGAUUAUGUGUUUUGCGAGAGUAUUUGGAAAGAGAACUCACUAUGGCCAGUUUGCCUUUCAGUUUUGAUUUUGAAAGAAGUGUUGAUGACUGGGUCUUUAUGUGCUUCUUUGUGGGAAAUGACUUUCUUCCUCAUCUGCCGUCUUUGGAGAUUAGGGAGGGGGCGAUUGAUCGCUUGGUUAACAUAUAUAAAAAUGUGGUGCACAAAACUGGGGGAUACCUCACAGAAAGUGGUUUCGUCAACCUACAGCGGGUCCAGAUGAUCAUGUUAGCUGUUGGAGAAGUUGAAGAUAGCAUUUUCAAAAAGAGAAAAGAUGAUGAUGAUAACUUUAAAAGACGGCAAAAAGAAAAGAGAAAAAGAAUGAAGAGGGAUCAGCCUUCUUUUAUUCCUGGUGGACAGUUUUCUCCUCAAGCUCUGGGAAAUCGAUCUAGUCCUCAGGCAAUCAGUAACCCUAGACAAGCUGCUUUUGAGAUGAGAAUGCAUGACAGACAGAAUUCUACAACUUCAUCAUCUCCAAAUACCAGCUUCACUUCUGAUGGCAGCCCAUCGCCGGCAGGAGGAAUUAAGCGAAAAGCUGACGAUAGUGACAGUGAACCUGAGCCAGAGGAUAAUAUCAGGUUAUGGGAAACUGGUUGGAAACAGCGCUACUAUAAAAACAAAUUUGAUGUUGAUGCAUCUGAUGAGAAAUUCCGUCGUAAAGUUGUACAGUCCUAUGUGGAAGGGCUUUGCUGGGUUCUCAGAUAUUAUUAUCAGGGCUGUGCAUCCUGGAACUGGUAUUACCCUUUUCACUAUGCUCCGUUUGCUUCUGACUUUGAGGGUAUUGCAGACAUGCCUUCAGAUUUUGAGAAAGGCUCAAAACCGUUUAAGCCUCUCGAACAACUUAUGGGAGUAUUUCCAGCUGCAAGUGGAAAUUUUCUGCCACCAACGUGGAGGAAGCUCAUGACAGAUCCGGAAUCAAGUAUAAUUGACUUCUACCCUGAAGAUUUUGCUAUUGAUUUAAAUGGAAAGAAAUAUGCUUGGCAAGGUGUUGCGUUAUUGCCGUUUGUUGAUGAGCGACGCCUUAGAGCUGCCCUGGAAGAAGUCUAUCCUGACCUCACUCCUGAAGAAA
This is a messenger RNA of Antrostomus carolinensis (chuck-will's-widow), 1978 nucleotides long. It is a transcript of the gene XRN2, whose product is annotated as 5'-3' exoribonuclease 2. Gene Ontology annotation, cellular component: nucleus. The record is from RefSeq and is a predicted model, not a curated record. The annotation marks the transcript as partial. NCBI's taxonomy places the organism in Eukaryota, Metazoa, Chordata, Aves, Caprimulgiformes, Caprimulgidae. Gene Ontology annotation, molecular function: RNA binding; 5'-3' RNA exonuclease activity. The transcript is spliced from 20 exons. Gene Ontology annotation, biological process: nuclear-transcribed mRNA catabolic process.